Messenger RNA from Octodon degus (degu), 261 nucleotides. RefSeq names its product thioredoxin-like. The record is from RefSeq and is a predicted model, not a curated record. The transcript is spliced from 2 exons. The coding region runs from base 1 to 261 and encodes 86 amino acids. NCBI's taxonomy places the organism in Eukaryota, Metazoa, Chordata, Mammalia, Rodentia, Octodontidae.
AUGGUGCAGCAGAUCAAAAGCAAAGAGGCUGGUGCAGGAGAUAAACUUGUAGUAGCUGAUUUCUUAGCCACAUGGUGUGGGCCCUGCAAAAUGAUCAAGCCUUUCUUUCAUUCCUAUGUGAGUGACUGUCAGGAUGUCACUGCAGAAUAUGAAGUUAAAUGUAUGCCAACCUUCCAAUUUUUUAAAAAGGGGGAGAAGGUAAGGGAGUUUGCUGGUACUAAUAAGAAAAAGCUUGAAGGUACUAUUAAUAAGUUAGUCUAA